UGCACCGCAUUGCAACAUUCCGUCUCAAACAUGGGGUGGCUUUCUACGCCAUGCAGUGACAAACAGCACUUUAUAUGCGAGCGCUAUCACGACGUGCCAGAAUAUAAAUGGAGCAAACUAGAUGGAACCCUUUACCACAUAUCCCAAUCCUCGAAGACAUCCUAUUCUUUUGCUCGGAAGUUUUGCCAGGAACAAGGAGGCGAUCUUGCUCAGCCUAAGACAGAAGAAAUCAAUAACCAUCUUAUCCGUCUGGCAAAUGGUAACUCAUUUUGGUUCGGACUCAACAUAAACACUGGUCAAAGGGAAUUUGAAUGGAUCAGCGGAACCCGUAUCAUUAAUGAAUUUCCCAAUUGGUCAAAUUACAGUAAUAACGGUCGUUUCAAUAAUGAAAGAUGUGUUCAUCAGCAAGUUAAAAAUGGAUGGAGAAAACUACCAUGUACAUCCUACCUCAGAUUUGCAUGUGAAAAACUAUCACGACCACGGCCAGUUCGCCCUAUACGUCUCAUAGCAGCUACUACAACACCUUACGAAGGAGGUGGAAGGAAUUCUUCAUAUCUCUGUCUGCUCGGUUCAGAGGUUGAGGAUAUUCUCAAACUGUCAACCAGAAGACUCGUCCGUCUGACUGAGGAUAUCAAUCCUGAUAGCUUCAGAGCCCCAGGAAACACAAGAAACGUGUCGUCUCACUCGCAUGUCGGUUUGAGGCAGACUCUCCCACCUUCCAAUGAUCAGGGCUUCGGGUUCUUCGAGUGUUCAUCGGUAACAGCAAGCAGGAAGACAACUGUUCCACUUGGUAUUGCCUCAUCUACCCGUAAACUGCAACCCUUUAAUGGUCGUCUUACGAGAACGGUACAUGUCGGAGAUAAUGUCACCCUAAGUGUGAUGAACGUUUAUACAAGGAUAGAAGGUGACAGCUGGAUAGAAUGGAAGAAAUUCAUUGAUGAAGGCUGGAAUUAUUCUGUAAUAGAAAGGAGUUCCAGCCAUCUAUCACACACAAUUCAAUCUGCAGUCACGUCAGAUGCUGGUGUCUAUGUGACGUAUAGGAACGGGAUGCUGCAGCAACGCCAAUUCAGCUUCAUUAGGCUUAUCGUGAGAGAAUGCCCUCCUGGACGGUGGAAUCCGCCAUCAUGUGAUCGUUUGUGUGACAACUGCUACAAUGGAGGUAUCUGUCACGAAUUUUCAGGAACAUGCAUUUGUCCUCCUGGUCAUGCUGGAAAGAACUGCAUCCAAGCGUGCGGGAGGCAUAAAUUUGGCUGGGACUGUGAGCUUGGAUGUGGACGUGGUCAGCUUUUGGACAAGUGUGCAGGAAGUCAAAUAUGUCUACCCGAUCCUUAUGGUUGCAACUGUCUGGCUGGAUAUACCGGAAUUUACUGUAACGAAACGUGCUUACGUGGUCGGUUCGGCAGUGAUUGUCUUCAGAAAUGCCACUGUUUGAAUGGAGCUGAUUGCGAUCAUGCGACUGGAGAAUGUCCUAGUGAUAGUGGUUGCUCUAAUGACUGGUCAGGACCGGCGUGUCAAGUGCCUUCUGUUUGUCCGACGGGAUAUUUUGGAUCUAACUGCACUAAGAAAUGUAAUUGCAGGAAUGAAACAGCUUGCCAUAAAAACACUGGAUACUGCGACGAAGUUGAAGGGCGUUGCGAUGUGGGAUAUGUCAAGGAUUCCGUACACUUACCAUCAAGUUGUACGACAUUUUCAGGAUGCUACAGAUCUUGUUCGAAAACGUGCCAUUGCUCCGGUGGAAUUGAGGACUGCAACUUCCUGACUGGGAAUUGUAAUUCGUCCACAUGUCAUCCAAGAUGGACGGGAGAUCAAUGUCAGACAGAUUGUUUCAAGGUGAGGUCAGAAAAGACGAAUCCAGGAGUGGCAAACUUCUCAUGUUCCUACACAAAAUCAUCGAGAACCAAAUAUGUAAAGGCAGCUGUAGGAACGCUCAAUGAAGAUCACUUGAUUAACCAUACAACCUCAAUUUCACCACGACAGUCUAUCACCUCUUAUUUCUACGAGUACAUCGGGAGAGAAAAACCAAUUUACUGCUUUGUCGGGGACCCUGAAAACUCAUCGGGGUUUGCUUUCAUAAGAUUGCCCCCAGGAGAUUUCUAUGCUUUACCAAACUAUACUGGUAAACCAGAACUAAUCGAAGCCGGAUACUACCACGCUGUUGUCCGUUGGAGGCAAUGGAACCCAGAAAAUGAUACUGGGGAUGGACCUGUUGUCGGUUACAAGAUAUACGUCAGGUUGGGCAACAACGAUGAGGUCCAACCGCCAGAACGUGUUCUUUCGAAGAGGUCUACAGACAAUGCCACAGAGAUAGUUACAUAUAACGUCACCGAACUUGAAGCAGGGUCGACUUAUGCUAUUCAGAUUGCAGCGAUCCGAGACGGCAUCAAGGGUGAAGGGAAAUCAGGACCGAUAUUAACAGUAACAACAGGAAGUCUCCCUGCGACAUCCACUGUAUCCAGUACCACCAAGACAAUUGCUGCGGAUGGCCAUGAUGAGAGUCGGGAUGAUAUGACCUUUGAGCAUGUAGAGCCCGGAGGACAAACUAGCAGUUCCAUGGCAACCGUUGCUGGUGGAGUUGUGGGCAUUAUUAUUGUCAUUUUGAUCAUCAUUAUAGUUAUCAUCUUAUUCAAACAAAGAAGAAAAGUCAAUCCGUCUAAAACCGUUCACGAAGAACAAGAAACGUCGAUUGAUUUUGAAGACACAGCAUUAGAUGGAGGCUGCAGCGGACAAGUAACGAUUUCAACCCAAAUCAAACCAACGCCCAGGAGCAUCGGGACCAAGCCAGCUAUUGCUGCCAAGCCCUGUCGUCGGGAAUUGGCUGAUGCUACCCACCGUGCCCAAGAACCCUCUGAUGAUCAAUCUGGAACAAAACCCCUCAAACGUCAGCCGAUUCCUACUUCUCAGUUUCCUGCCUUUGUCAGCACAAACCGAUACACUUCACUCUUCUCAGACGAAUUCCAUGACCUACCUGAAGCAGACAUCUAUCCACAGACCGUAGCCCAAGAGGAAAUCAACCACAGAAAGAACAGAUAUAAGAAUAUCUUACCAUAUGAUUCUGCAAGGGUGAAGCUGAACGUCAUCAACGAGGGUUCGAAUUCGGAUUACUUUAACGCUUCUUACAUUCCAAGCUUUGAAAACGAUAAGGCAUACAUUGCAUCACAAGGACCUAACAAUGCGUCUAUGGAUGAUUUCUGGAGGAUGGUCUGGCAAGAGAAAGUGACUACCAUUGCUAUGGUUACCAAGCUCAAGGAAGGAGAUAAGAUCAAGUGCGCCCAGUACUGGCCUAACAAGCCGGGCGAUUCAAAGAUGUUUGGAAAUGUCAAAGUGGAGUUUGUGUCUCAGAAUACAUGCACUGGCGGAGUAAAGCGGGAAAUUACAUUGAAAAUGGGUAAAGACAAGAGGACUGUCACUCAGUUUCAUUUCCGGGUGUGGCCAGACAAAGGUGUGCCGAAACACACUUCGCUGCUACUGAAGUUCAUCAAGGAAGUCAAGACCAAUCAUGGGCAGAACCCGCAUCCUCUUGUCAUUCAUUGCAGUGCUGGUGUAGGACGAACAGGCGUGGUGAUCAGCAUCGAUAGCAUAGCGGCACACGCCAAGAUGACCAGAAUGGUAGAUGUCUUCAGCUUCGUCACGAAAAUCAGACAGAACCGUCCAUACAUGGUCCAAACACAGGAACAAUAUGCCUUCAUCUACGGAGCUGUACUGGAAGACCUUCUCUGGAGGGACACCCUUGUUCCUAUCAUUCAUUUCUCUGAUCAUCUAAAAGAUCUGCGUUCUGUUGACGAACGUGGCAAAUCUAUGAUGGCCAAAGAGUUCGAGACUCUGAUGACGCUCUGCCCAGAUCCUCCAGCUUCACAAUUGAGAUCCGGACGAACUCAAGAGAAUCAUCACAAGAAUAGAUACGGCAACAACCUACCACUUCAGAGAAAUCGAGUAAUUUUGGACUCCCCGGAUAAUGACUACAUCAAUGCUAGUUGCGUCAGGGGAGUUCAUUGUACUUUCAUCACGACCCAAAUGCCAAUGCCAAGCACGGUCUCUGAUUUCUGCUGUAUGGUUCUUACCAAGGAACCAUCAAUUAUUGUCAUGCUUAACGACAAAGAUCAAGAUGACAAGAGUUGUGCACAGUACUGGUCUGAUGAUGGGAUUGCUGAGUUAGGAUCGUACAGAGUCUCAACCUUGUCAACAUCUGAUGAUGAUGAUAUGACCAUUCGACAACUGAAGAUGACUAAAAACUCUAAAUCGUGUCACACGGUGACCCAGUACCAAUUCUUGGGCUGGCAAAAACAUGGAUCCAACGAGAAAUCCAAAGCUCUGUCUUUUCUCAAGCUCAUCGGUGCUGUCAAGAGUGCCCUCAAGAAUAAGAGUGAAUUUUCCGUUCUUGUCCAUUGUUUGAGUGGUGUUGGUCGUACAGGUGUAUUUUGCGGUGUUAUGGAGUGCAUCGCUCAGAUGGAAGAUAGUGAUUCCGUAGAUAUCUUUCAGACUGUCAAGAUCCUGCGAGCUGAUAGGAUGCAGUUCGUUCAAACUGAGGAUGACUAUGCUUUCAUAUAUGACGUCAUCCGUGCGUACCUGCACGAGAAAAAAUAUGAGCAGCUCCCUUAUCCGGUGGAAGAUCACACCUACGGCAAUUUGGAUACUGAUGACUACUGCACACCCGACCCGGAAGAGAACCCAUACGAGGUCACCGAUUCGCAAGCAGCAGGCGCCAGUGGACUCGUGUACGGCAAUGUCGAGACUGGGAGGGCCAAGCAGAGUCAGGGACCAAAGCCUACAAACUCGCAAACUUUGUAUGAGAACUUCGAAUUUGAAUCUUAGACCUGAACUACCAUGGCGCCGCCACGUAGGUUGAGUCCUGACGGUUCUGAAGGAAACUCGUCCCAAUGGAAGGCUUGUUUUGUAUUUUGCUGACCGCUGUGAAAAUAUUGAAAACACAGUGACAUUUGUAAUGUAGAUGGUGGCAGGUUCAUAAACUUUAAAUUCAAAAUCAAAGUUUGAAUCUUGGUGUUGCUUUUACUCUAGUCAUGACAGCCUUUGACGUUGUGAAUUAGCUAAAAAAAUAAAUAAAAUAUUAGGCAAAAAGAGAAGAAACAAUGGCAUUGUAACCCCAUUUGUAACCAAUCUCCAAUCUUCUGUUGGAGCAGAUGAAGCUCUGUGUAGCUCCAUUUCUUAAGGAUAUUCAAGAGUAUAAAGAACUACGGUUUUGUCUUCACACCUUUGUAUGUGUCGCGUUUCUUAAUUCUGCGCGCUUUUAUCGUACUUCAAUGUUUUAGUAGAUUCGUUAUAUAUGUAUAAAGAACAAAGAUUGUUCCCAUUAGAGAGGAAAGUGUGUUAUUUGUGACCACUGUAUUAAAAUUUAUAAACAGAUUACUUUCCUGGAUUUAUGUACAUUACAGGAGACUUUUUUAAAAAGGGUUUUGCUAUUUCUUAGUUAACGUAGGUUGUGGCAUUUUCUUUCUAUUUUUGUUUAUGUAAUGUGAAGUAUUGUAAUGAUAUUUGUUGAAAUGAUUUAUUUAGUUUUAUUAUUGUAUUUGUCAUUGAUGUUUAAUUUAUAUUUGGAAUGGAAACUUGUAAACUGCUGUUAAUGUCUGUUUUUAUUUAAUCCUUUUUAAAAGCUAUUGAAGUAUUGAAGAUCAAACUACAUGGAUACCAUUCUUUUUUAUAGUGUUAUCUUAUGAGAGGUAAUAUGAACCAGUUUACUCCUUAAUAUGUGCUUUGCCUUAUUACACCUUAAAGUGAUUGGUUAACAUUGGUUUGACUUUAAAAAAAUCUGAGCUAGAAGGUCACAUUUGUCACCUGUGUAUGUGAUAUGUUACAAAAAUGAAGCCCAGAAAAAAUUGCGUUCAAAAAUAAUUAUUUAGUGCUUCAAAAAUUGAAAUAUAAAGUGACCGAAAACACCAUCUUAAUUCAUCCCAUACACUUAUGUGUACUAUUUAGGCGUCUAUAAGACGCCUAUUUACAAAAUCGGGGUUUGCCUUGUAGUUUUAGCUUUUCAUUCUCAAUAAUGGUUGUUUUCAGGGUUUAUUAGUUCUAAUACAUGCACUUGUACACAUGUUUCAUCUUGGUUUGAGAUUUUUUUUUAAUCGGCUGCUCACAAAGUUAAACAAUACAUUUAAGCUUGAUUGCUAAGACAAAAUUGUUAUCUUAUGCAAUCGUCACAGUAACUUGUUACACCAAUGUUCUCUUGAAUUGAGCCUCUGUAAUCUUGUUGUAGAAAGCUUACACUUUACUUAAAAGUAAAUCGAAAAUAAUUUUAUAUCUGGAUUGUCAUUCUACAUGAAACUGUUACUCAGUCGGAAUAUUUAUUCAAUAUUUCAAACAUUUUGGGGUUCACCUUUAUAUUCAGAUUUUGCAUUUAUUCACAGUUGUGUUCGUUUAAGGCACUUCUUCCCUAAUAUCUAUGCUAAUUUGUUAUUUCUUUUAAAGAAUAUUCAUGUGUAUACACAUAUUUAAUGAUGAAUGUUUAUAAUCACAUCUUACUAACUAUAACCAUCAAAGCGCUUGCUUAUAAAUAUUGUGGGCAAUCAUAAUAAUAAGAAAUAGACUUGUUUAUCUCAAACACAAAAUGUUCAAGUGUCCAAAACAUCUUACAUCCUUGAUUUUGCAGCAAAUGCCGAAAAGGGAUGUCACGAUGGGAGAUUAUUGUUGAAAAAAUAUGUGCAAUUUUUUUAAACGGUAUCCGAGAUAAAAAUGUUCUGGAACAAAUGAAAUCCCAUUGCGCACAAAACUGCAAGUUUCUAGGAGUUUGAAGAGUGUAGUAUUAAUCCACUUCUUGUAUUAAAAGACUGACUUUAGAAUUCAACAAAUGAUGUACUUUAUUUAAUAUUUCCUCUUAAACUACAUGUAGUUGAAGCUUUAUACGUUUGUGAACGUGUUAAGAAAGGUAGAUCUAACGGUUGAUGGUAUUAAAUCUGCUCUGAAAGGUUAUGUUAAGAACUGAUACGAUGUACCAAUAUUUUUUUUCCUUAGGCCAGUAUUCGUUAUGUUCUUUCUUCUCCCACUCUGGUGUGUAUCUUUUUCCGCACCUGAUUUUCUCACACCAAUGUUCCCCUCAAUACAGAUGUCCAUUUCCGCUACGUGGGUGCUGUGACUCGUUUUUAUACUGUGCAAAUUUAUGAGUCAGAAUGCUUGCUGCGAUGAUUGUUUGAGAGAAUAACGUUAUAAUUAUGUUUGCAAGCAGAGUGCUUAAUACUUAACUGUAUAUUUUUUCUGAUGCGACUGGAAGAUGGAAUGUGGCUUUCGAAUAUAAGAAAGAAGAGAAGAAGAGAGAGAGAAAAAGAAUGGUUAGGGCAGUAAGCCAGGACAAGUGUUUUAAUAUAUGGAGAUAGUGUAGUUUGGAAUGUCAAGCAAUUCUGUCUGGAAGACUGCACAAAAAAUAGUAAUAAAAAUGCUAUUAAGCCAGGCCA
Messenger RNA from Lytechinus pictus (painted urchin), 7397 nucleotides. Its product is annotated as receptor-type tyrosine-protein phosphatase kappa-like. Lineage: Eukaryota; Metazoa; Echinodermata; Echinoidea; Temnopleuroida; Toxopneustidae. Gene Ontology annotation, molecular function: protein tyrosine phosphatase activity; protein binding. Gene Ontology annotation, biological process: protein dephosphorylation. The record is from RefSeq and is a predicted model, not a curated record. The coding region runs from base 31 to 4809 and encodes 1592 amino acids. The transcript is spliced from 31 exons.